AUGCUGACCGCUGUCUUUGCCACGCAGUCAAUCGGUACGGUUUUGGCCUUCGCUGUCAACCUCGGAGGAUUACACAACACUAACAGUGCCUGGGCUCUUUCUAUCGACAAAGAGGUCCCGAACUCGAAACUCGUAGUCGACCAGGUCUGGCGUUGGACAAUCGGAGUUGGUGUUCUUCCUGCUUCAUUUGCCAUUCUCUUCCGGCUGACCAUCCCUGAGACGCCACAGUACUAUGCAGGUAUAAUGAAAGACCUGGGGAAGGCAAUUCAUAAUCUUCUCAAAGUCUACCGCAAUAGGACCGUCGACGAACAUGAUGUUGUUACUACGGUGGAUGCAUCUACUAGCGUGGCCGACAAGAACGAAGCCGAUCGCUGGUAUCGUGGUACGUGGAACUACCUCAAAGGGCCUGGAAAGCCAUGGAAACGCCUCCUGCCAAUCUCAUUCCUUUGGGGUAUUAUGGAUAUCGUGUGGUACGGUUUAUCUGAGGGCAGCCCGAGCCUUCUAUCAACGCUUGCUCAUGGGGCAGGUCAAAAUUUGGCGGCUAUCGACCUCUAUCACCUAAACCAGAGACGCGACGGCUAUUGCCCUAGCGAGGACGAUAACAAUUGA
Neoarthrinium moseri is the source of this 609-nucleotide messenger RNA. RefSeq lists its product as uncharacterized. Bases 1 to 609 code for a protein of 202 amino acids. The transcript has a single exon. Gene Ontology annotation, cellular component: membrane. Gene Ontology annotation, molecular function: transmembrane transporter activity. The record is from RefSeq and is a predicted model, not a curated record. Gene Ontology annotation, biological process: transmembrane transport. Lineage: Eukaryota; Fungi; Ascomycota; Sordariomycetes; Amphisphaeriales; Apiosporaceae.